Limanda limanda (common dab) is the source of this 1739-nucleotide messenger RNA. RefSeq names its product RAD51 paralog C (gene rad51c). NCBI's taxonomy places the organism in Eukaryota, Metazoa, Chordata, Actinopteri, Pleuronectiformes, Pleuronectidae. The record is from RefSeq and is a predicted model, not a curated record. Gene Ontology annotation, molecular function: ATP binding; ATP-dependent DNA damage sensor activity; four-way junction DNA binding. The coding region runs from base 371 to 1363 and encodes 330 amino acids. Gene Ontology annotation, cellular component: Rad51C-XRCC3 complex; replication fork; Rad51B-Rad51C-Rad51D-XRCC2 complex. Gene Ontology annotation, biological process: DNA repair; reciprocal meiotic recombination; meiotic DNA recombinase assembly. The transcript has 4 exons.
ACUCUGUGGGACAUGAUGGUUUGAAGGAGCCACAGAAGGGUCCCACAGUAACAUCUCAAUGUUAAGGACAGAACAGCAGAUCCCAGUAUGAACACCUGACACUGACAUUACAGUGGACAGAGCAAAACCAGACUAAACAGGAUCGGACUCACUGGUUCCAGUCCUCCCACAGCAGAUGAACCUGACACCACUCAGACAUCUCACACUAACACAAGUCUGGGUCAUGGGUUCAGAAUUGAACAUAAAGUUUGAGUUUCUAAAAGUAACUGGAUCAAUGAAGAGAAUUUAAUAUUUCUUGAUGUGUUUCCACAGACCCGACACCCUGGUGUUAAUGGGUCUCAAACGUUAACCUCCAGCAAAGGAGAAGAAGAUGCUUCGCUCAGUUUCCAGUUUACGUUUAAGUCUUAACGUGAAGGUGAAACUAGUCUCCGCUGGUUUCCAGUUCACCUCUGACCUUCUGCAUCUUCACCCGCCGCAGCUCAGCCAGGAGGCUGGUCUGUCCCAGCAGGAGGCGCUGGAGGUGCUGCAGGCUGUGAGGAGUGGGGGGGGGGGGGCCUCUCUCACUGCUCUGGAGCUCCUGCAGAAGGAGGCGGAGACGAGGAGCAUCGUGACCUUCUCCUCUCGACUGGACGCUGCGCUCCGCGGCGGAGUUCCUGUCGGGAAGACAACGGAAAUCUGUGGAACGCCAGGAAUCGGGAAAACACAACUGUGUCUGCAGCUGGCGGUGGACGUGCAGGUGCCUCAGUGCUUCGGGGGGGUCGGAGGUCAGGUGGUCUACAUCGACACAGAGGGCAGCUUCCUGCUGCAGAGAGUCACCGACGUGGCCGCGGCCGCCGUCAGACACUGCUCCUUAUUGAUCGAAGAUGAUGAGCAGCGUGUCGCCAUGACAACUUUCACCGUGGAGGAUAUCCUGUCCAACAUCUUCCUGGUGCAUUGCUUUGACUACGUGGAGCUGCUGGCCGAGCUUCACCUGCUGCCCGACUUCCUGUCCCAUCACCCGAGGGUCCGCCUCCUGGUGAUUGACAGUGUGGCGUUUCCGUUCAGAGGGUUUGACGACCUGUCACAGAGGACACGCCUCCUCUACGGCCUCGCCCAGCAGCUUUUUGCUAUGGCAACCAGAAACACUGUAGCUGUUGUGAUCACCAACCAGAUGACCACGCGGGUGCGUGGCAGCCAAUCACAGCUGGUCCCUGCCCUUGGGGAUAGCUGGGGCCACGCCUCCAACAUCAGGCUCCUCCUCCAGUGGUCAGGGUCACAACGCCUGGCAACAGUUGUUAAAUCUCCAAGUCAUGCGGACGCCACCGUCCAAUACCAGAUCACCUCAGACGGCUUCAGAGACAGUGACCAAUCAGGAGCCGGCUGAUUGGUCGGAGAGUUUUCAAUAUCUGAAGAUGACGAAUCUGCUCGGACAUGUUCAUGAGUUUCACUGUAAAUAAAUAACAGACUGUAAAUAUGUUAAAACUGAUUCAAAUAUAAAGUAAAUAAUAAUAAAUAUUACGUUUUUCAUCAGAAAUAUGCGCACCUCGUCCUGCAGCUCAUUCCGGCGACUCAGCACAUUUCCCCUUAAGAGCAAGUCUGAAAUUGAGUGGUCGUGUUUUUAUGUAGUUUUAUCGCAAUGUCAAGAAUAUGUUUAAGCUCUGGUUCAAGUGUUUCGCUUGCAGGAGAUUCUCUGUGAAUAAUACAGAGCGUGGAAUCUACGUGUGGCGACUUGUAAGACUUUCGCUUUCAGUCCUGUCCCU